This is a messenger RNA of Penicillium taxi, 2577 nucleotides long. RefSeq names its product cleavage polyadenylation factor subunit YSH1 (gene ysh1). Gene Ontology annotation, molecular function: RNA endonuclease activity; 5'-3' exonuclease activity; RNA binding. The record is from RefSeq and is a predicted model, not a curated record. Bases 1 to 2577 code for a protein of 858 amino acids. Lineage: Eukaryota; Fungi; Ascomycota; Eurotiomycetes; Eurotiales; Aspergillaceae. The transcript has 5 exons. Gene Ontology annotation, biological process: mRNA 3'-end processing by stem-loop binding and cleavage. Gene Ontology annotation, cellular component: mRNA cleavage and polyadenylation specificity factor complex.
AUGUCAACCAAACGUAAAGCCUCAGCUCUUGGAGCGACUGCCGAUGAUGAACCGGCUGAUCCCUCGGAUGAGUUGGCAUUCUACUGCCUGGGUGGAGGCAACGAGGUCGGGCGAUCUUGUCAUAUCAUUCAGUACAAGGGAAAGACGGUCAUGCUCGAUGCGGGAAUGCACCCAGCCAAGGAAGGCUUCUCAGCUCUCCCAUUCUUUGACGAGUUUGAUCUGAGUACCGUCGAUAUACUAUUGAUUAGCCAUUUCCAUGUCGACCAUUCCUCUGCACUCCCAUACGUUCUCAGCAAAACCAACUUCAAAGGUCGUGUUUUCAUGACACAUGCGACCAAAGCCAUCUACAAGUGGCUCAUCCAGGACAACGUCCGAGUUAGCAAUACCUCCUCCUCUUCAGAUCAGCGCACCACCCUAUACACCGAACGUGAUCAUCUCUCCACACUACCGCUAAUUGAAACAAUUGAUUUCAACACCACUCACACCAUCAAUAGUAUUCGGAUCACACCGUUCCCCGCCGGCCAUGUCUUGGGCGCUGCCAUGUUUUUGAUAUCAAUUGCUGGCUUGAAUAUCCUUUUCACCGGUGACUAUUCCCGCGAGGAAGACCGUCAUUUAAUCCCCGCGGCGGUUCCGAAAGGUAUCAAUAUCGACAUUCUAAUUACAGAGUCUACUUUCGGCAUUUCAUCUAAUCCGCCGCGAUUGGAACGUGAGGCAGCUUUGAUGAAGUCAAUCACUGGUAUUUUGAAUCGUGGAGGCCGCGUUUUGAUGCCGGUAUUUGCACUCGGUCGUGCCCAGGAGCUUCUUCUGAUUCUUGAAGAAUAUUGGGAGAAUCACCCCGAGUUACAAAAAGUACCCAUAUACUAUAUCGGUAAUAUGGCCCGGCGGUGCAUGGUUGUGUAUCAGACAUAUAUCGGUGCGAUGAAUGAUAACAUCAAGCGGCUUUUCCGUCAACGCAUGGCCGAGGCAGAGGCUAGUGGAGAUAAGAGUGUCACUGCAGGUCCGUGGGACUUCCGCUACGUCAGAAGUUUGAGAAGUUUGGAGCGGUUUGAUGAUGUCGGGGGCUGUGUCAUGAUCGCGUCUCCGGGUAUGCUGCAAACUGGAACUAGUCGAGAGCUGCUCGAACGAUGGGCACCCAGCGAACGCAACGGUGUUGUGAUGACUGGAUACAGUGUUGAAGGCACUAUGGCAAAACAACUCCUAAACGAGCCUGACCAGAUCCCUGCAGUUAUGUCAAAGGGUGCCAUAGUUCAGGGUCGGGGCCGAGUUCCUGGUGGCAAUGAUGAAGACCAGAAAGUCAUGAUCCCGCGUCGUUGUACCAUAGAUGAGAUCAGCUUUGCAGCUCACGUCGACGGCGUUGAGAACCGUAAUUUUAUCGAGGAGGUUGCCGCGCCAGUUGUGAUCCUUGUCCAUGGUGAAAAGCACCAGAUGAUGAGACUCAAGUCGAAGCUUUUGAGUCUCAACGCAGAUAAGACGGUCAAGGUGAAAGUGUACACACCCGCGAACUGCGAUGAAGUGCGCAUUCCGUUCAAAAAGGAUAAAAUUGCCAAGGUUGUCGGCAGAUUGGCACAGAUUGCACCACCUUCAGACCAAGACGAAAGUCAACUAAUGGCUGGAGUGCUUGUUCAGAAUGGUUUUGAUCUAUCACUUAUGGCUCCAGAUGAUCUCCGAGAGUACGCUGGAUUGACGACAACUACUAUCACUUGUAAACAACAUCUUACUCUUAGCUCCGCAAGCAUUGACUUAAUCAAAUGGGCGCUUGAAGGUACAUUUGGGGCAAUCGAGGAAUUGGACAACGCGAGGACAGAAAAGAAAGAGAAUGCCGACUUGGAACAUUUAAUUACGAAACAGGAGGCUGCCGACGAAGAGAUCCCAUUGGAGGAAGCACAGACAUUCUUAGUGAUGGGCUGCGUUAUCCUACGACAUCAUCCGCGAACGCGCGAGGUAGAACUCGAGUGGGAGGGUAAUAUGAUGAAUGACGGAGUUGCCGAUGCUGUCAUGGCCGUUCUUCUCACAGUUGAGAGCAGUCCAGCCUCAGUGAAACAAUCCGCUAAAAACAAGCACCACCACCACCAUCAUCAAGAUAACGGUAAUGAUGAUAUUGCUGCAUUUUCUAACCCUCACUCCCACCUUGAUGCUGAGGAUCGUCUUGCCCGUCUCCUGAUGAUGUUGGAGGCGCAAUUUGGCUCUAAUAUUGCCCCUAUAGAGCGUCCCCGUAUCCCUGCUGACCUUAUAGAUGGCAAUGCAGGAGACGAACAGCCCGAGAACGUAAAAGAAGAGCGUAUUGCUGAUAUCGAAUCAGCAGAACUCGAUCGUCUUCUUGCUUUGGGGAUACCGGUUCCGGGCAUUGAGAUCCAGGUUGAUAAACACGUUGCCCGAGUGUGGCUCGAGACCUUGGAGGUGGAAUGCGCUAGUCCCAUUUUGCGUGAUCGAGUCCGCAUUGUUGUUGAAAGGGCAGUAGAAACCGUUUCUGGCCUAUGGGCCACCAGUUCCAUGCCCAAAGAGAGCGUGUCUAAUGGUUUCGUCAACCCAAAAACGGAUGUGCCAGAAAAGGCAGUCGCCAUCCAGGCUCAGGGUUGA